This is a messenger RNA of Sinocyclocheilus grahami, 5258 nucleotides long. RefSeq names its product trafficking protein, kinesin binding 2 (gene trak2). Gene Ontology annotation, biological process: mitochondrion distribution; anterograde axonal transport of mitochondrion; protein targeting. The transcript has 17 exons. Gene Ontology annotation, molecular function: GABA receptor binding; myosin binding. NCBI's taxonomy places the organism in Eukaryota, Metazoa, Chordata, Actinopteri, Cypriniformes, Cyprinidae. Bases 234 to 3245 code for a protein of 1003 amino acids. The record is from RefSeq and is a predicted model, not a curated record. Gene Ontology annotation, cellular component: dendrite; cytoplasmic vesicle; mitochondrion.
CUCCUCUUUUUAUCUCAAACGCUCGAAGUGACAGCAGCCACAUGCACCAGUAGCGCUCAGAAGAAGAAGAAGCGGAUUUUAAGUGAACUAAAGGUAUAGGCUGGAGUCUGAGCAUCUCCAUGGUGUUUUGAUACAGAACAGUAUGUGACAUCAGCGGCCUUUACGUCUUCUGCUCGUGCGGAUUGGGCAUGAGUGAGGAGCCCCGCCCUCAUUUGCCCAGCUGACCAAUCAGAAUGUUUGAGGUGAAGCCCAUGAGCGUGGAGAAGGAGGACACAGCUGCGGGAACAGAUGAGGGCAGUAAGGUGUGUGACGGGGCUGUCAGCGGCUGCGGAGGGGAUUCGCUGUAUCUUUACGAGGGUCAGGACUGGGUCAUCUCCCCCUCCUGCUCUCCAGAGGAACCCAGUGCCAUCUCACCCAUGCUGGCCGAGGAAACCUUCCGCUACAUGACAUUUCUAGCUGUUGGUUCCUCUUAUCCCCAUAAUGGCUCUAACAGCCUCUCUAAAGUCCUCAGCGCUGACCGGGUGGAGCAGAUGACCAAGACCUACAAUGACAUUGACGUGGUCACGCACCUCCUGGCUGAAAGGGACCGUGACCUGGAAUUGGCCGCUCGGAUCGGUCAGUCUCUCCUGCAGAGGAACCACGUGCUGCAGGAGCGAAACGACUCUCUGGAGGAGCAGCUAGCGCAGGCCGUAGACCAGGUUCAUCAGCUACAGCAUGAGUUGGCGAAGAAGGAUGAACUCCUCCGUAUGGUCGCGAGUGUCAGCGAGGAGAGCGAGACCGACUCCAGCUGCUCCACGCCGCUACGUCACCCCACACCCACAGGGGCCGCUCUCGCCCUCAGCCAGCUGGGGGCCCUCCAGUCCAAACUCCAGGAGCUGGAGGAGGAGAACCUGUCCCUGAGAUCAGAGGCCUGUCACCUGAAGAAGGAGACCAUCACUUAUGAGGAGAAAGAACAGCAGCUGGUGAACGACUGCGUUAAAGAGCUACGAGAGUCAAACAGUCAGAUGGUGUCACUGACGGACGAGCUCUCCCAGAAGAACGAGGAGUUAAUAAGACAUCAGGAGGAGAUCGCACAACUCCUCUCACAGAUCGUUGAGCUCCAGCAAAGAGUCAAAGAGUUGGCACUAGAGAAAGAAGAGCUGAGAAUUCACCUUCAAGCCUCAAAGGAAGCACAGCGGCAGCUCACAGCAGAGCUGAAGGAGCUGUCAGACAGGAACGCAGAGUGUGUGGGAAUGUUACACGAGUCUCAGGAGGAGAUUAAGGAGCUGCGCAGUAAGAGCACGCCGUCUGCAGGCCUGCGCAGACACCUGUCGUAUGGACUCUACCCUAUGGAUUCUUUGGCAGCUGAGAUUGAAGGUACUAUGAGAAGAGAGCUGAGUGUAGAAGAGGAAAUCGCCUUCGAGGACCAGAGGUCGACCCACAAGCGUGUGUUCCAGACGGUGCGAUCUGUCAAUCAGUCGGUGAUGAGAGCGGUUGCCGCAGUGCCUCCGAUCCCUGGCUCCGCCCGCAGCGGCGUGGUCAUGACCCCAGUGCCCUAUCAAUCACACACACCCAACACAGAGGAACGAGCUGGAGACGUGGACACCACCAAAGAGAACUCUCGUCUGGGUCAGCCCGGCUCUCCCGGAGGAAACGACCUCACAUCAGCCCUAAACCGCCUCUCCCUGCGGAGGCAGAACUUCCUGUGCGAGCGACAGUUCUUCCAGGCCGAGAGAGAGCGGAAGCUGCAGGAGCUGGCGGCUGCGGAGUCAGAAGGGGGCGGGAGCGGCUGCAGUUCACCAAUGGGAAGCACCGUCUCGUCUUUCUCCAACCUAUCAGAAUUCUCCAUCUCCUCCAGCUGUUUCAAGACAUUUCUCCCUGAAAAACUGCAGAUUGUUAAACCAUUGGAAGGUUCUCUGACUCUUCAUCACUGGCAGCAGCUCGCUAAACCUCACCUGGCCACUAUUCUAGACCCCCAUCCAGGCGUAGUUACCAAAGGCUUCCGCCCUCUCACUCAGGACAAUGUUUACCACCUGGCUGACCUCGAAGAGGACGAAGACCAGGAGAAACUACCAUGGGAACAUAAGAGAAAAGAGGAGGAGCCACGGGAUGCAAAGAUAAAAGAGGAAGACGAGGAAGGAAUCACAUUUAACGUGCGCUCAUCGUCCACUCCGGAAGAGAAGAGAGAGAGGAGGCGUGUCCAAAGCCCAGCUAAUGUCCCGCCCCUUCCUGCAUCCCUCAGGAAUUCCCCUGUGCCCAUAGCAACAGCUGUUUCCUUAGCAGCAGCAGUUACCCUGACAGCCAGCGCUGCUCCUGCAGUUAGUUCUGGAAUCUCCGGAUCAGCUGCUUCACAGUUUGAGCUGAAUCUCGGAUCUAAAGGGCCCUCUAUAGCUAUAAAUCCUGGGAAAUAUCAGAGCUCCACUUUUUCCACAUACACCUUCACUACCUGCCGGAUCCUGCAUCCCAGUGACAGCACACAGGUUACAGCCAGCUCUGCCUGCAGUCCUUCUGUGAGUGAUAACACCCCGAGUUCUCUCCGGACCGGUCCCAGUACUCCAGUCACACCCUGCAGGUUGAGUCUGGGCGAUUCUUUCCCCGUUCGCCGUCCUGCAGCGCCACCUGGUGGUCUCGCCAAGCUCCUGCUGGAGAAAGGCAUCUCUGCUCAGGGUCUCGCCGCUGUGCCGGCACCCAAAAAGCCUCUUUCUCUACGUCGUCUUCCCAGCACUCCUCCAAACUCCCCCUCCCACUCCCCAUGCCCCUCUCCUGUGCCCUUCGACUCCCGAUCCACCUCUUCGGACAACUUCCUAGCAUCCCGUCCCGCCGAGCUCUUCCUGCAAGACGUCUACGGGCUGAAACUCGGCCGUGCCCCACGACCGGAUCUCCUGACCCCUGAUCGAUCUCCUCAUGGGCCGUCGACCAAACCCGACUGCCACGCCGUCAACCUCGUGGAGCAUCUUCGCAAGCUAGGCUUGGAUAAAAAAGUUCUCCAAAGGUCAGAAGCCGAAGGCGCCCAUCCACAGGAAUCUGCCACCUUGCUAGCAACAGGAGGAGGCAGCUUAUUGGAUGGGCUUCGUCGAAAUCAAAGUCUGCCUGCCAUGGUUGGCCGCCGUAGCGCAUCAGUCUCCAGUCCGUCCUUUCCUGUCCCGCCCCCUCACCCUACUUCCCUGGCCCUUCCAACUCCACCAUGGAGGAACCUAAACAAACCGCGCCGCACAUGUAGACACGCCUCCCUUUCUCAGGCCCCGCCCUACCUGCAUAAUUCAUAAGGAUGUGGGCGUGGUCUCCGACCAACAGGAGUGAUUAUAUAUCUAUCCCUUGAUAAAGAGGCUGAAAGACAUUUUUUAAAGCACAAAAAUUAAGUUAAAGUGUCUUGUUGCCAUGUUUGUUAAAAUGAAUAUUUUUAAAGGCCUUAUAGCACUCAAGAGGAAACUACUAUUUUUCUCCAUCUAAAUUUCUUUUUUCCUUUAUUGUUCAUCUAUGUCCCUUUAUCCUUGAUUUACUUUCUUUAACAAGUCAUCGCACUUAUUUUCUCUCCAUUAACACGUGAGGCUGUGGAGCUGUGAAGUGUUGAAUAGAUCAGGAAGGGAUAUGUACGUGUCGAGGGUUGUUGAAUGUUGAAUCGAUGGAAGGAAGUUCAAAGGAAUGCUGUAAAGAACUGGAAAUCUGAAGGUUUCUGUAGGUUUAAAGUGAAUUUACUGUGACUUUGAUUCAUCCUAGUGAAUCAUAUAAACAAGAUUGAGGUGAUGAACACGAAGGAGAAUGGAAUAUGGCAAGUGAAAUGGAUGGUCGCAUCUCCACAGCCUCAUUUUAGGGGUUUGUCUUGAUUCAUUCAGCAGUUCCUGUGAGUUCCUCUGUGUAGUUGGUCAGUCCGUCCAGCGUUAUAGAUGGCUAAAGCCUUUUAGACAUUUAGUAGAACAUCUACCUGCUAUAUUGUCUAUUUUUGCAACAUUACAGGGGCAGGUGGAAGGUCUAAGCAAGCAUUUGCGUCCCUCAGCAUGCUGGUGUAUCUGGACGUAAGCUCCUCUUUUUUUCUUUGCACUGAAUUGGUUAUUGGGAAGUUUUAUCACAAAAGAGCAGAUCUGGACUGCUCAGGAUAUAUUUGGGUUCGUACAGGCACUUGUUCUGCUACAUGUAACUGGUGUGUUAUUUGAAAUAAUAUUCAGGGACUGUGUAUUUAAGGGAAAUGAGUGAUUUGUUCAUAUGUACACUCAAAAGGCAUCACUGCAGAUUGUACUUUAAGUUUGGCUUGAAAUGGUUCUGCUGCUCAAACCUGAUUUUUGCUCCAGGUUUCCAUCUUCAAUAGAGUAGGAUAUAUUUGAUCUAUUCUCAUUCUAUUUGCAUUUACACCCCUUUAAAUAUAAAGCAUACAAAUUGUAUUUUUAGUGAUUACAGAAACCUUUCUGAAGUAGCCCUAACGCUGUCAACCACUGUCUUGACACUUUGACCAUGACCUUUGACCCCUGAAUGAAUUCCUUAGUGACACCGAUUGUGCUGCUUCCUUGUCGUCUUCACUUAUGUCCCUACUUUCCUCAUUUUAUGCACUUUUAUUUUUUAACCCACUAGAAUUGUGUUUUUAGUAAAUAGGCAUUACGUGUGUUAUCUAACAGUAAAGUAACACUAGAGUACGUUAAUACAUCUAACCUGAGAGAUAGCUAAUAUUAUUUACCAACCAUUCAGCUAGGAAUGAGAUUUUAAUAUAUUUCAUGUUUUUGGUGGAGUUUGAGAAGGGACUCAAGUUUCAAAGACCUUUUUGGGUUUAAACCAAAAUGAUUUGUCUUUCUUGCCUGAAUUGUCAUUUUAUAAGCUGAAAUGGUAAACUGACCUUUUGUGCUUUCUAGUAAAUGACAAUGACAGCACAGGGAAAACCAUCAGUUUGGUUCAGAAACUGUUACAGGAAAGACAUUUAAUAAGCUUGUGUCAGCUAUGCCAAGAACACAAUCUAAACUUCAGAAUAAUACCUGCAUCUAUACAUCACUAGCUUUAUCUCUAAUCCCAGCGGUGUGGAAGUGUAUGGUACUAAACGCAUGAUUUGAUUUCUGUAGCAAAGUGUCCUUAUUUACAUCCUGCUGUUGAUGUCAUCAAGCUCUCUGCUGCCAUUGAGGUCAAAGGUCAAUGCUUGAAGAUGAUGCCACAAGUCGUGACAUCAAGCACCAGGUGAUUUCUUUUGUGCUGUUGACAUAGUAACCACAGCCUUGGAGUGAUUUCCUGUGUUUAGCUGUCAGAACCCUGUAUUAGUAUCAUUAUGUUGUGUUUUUUUAAUAAUAAAACAAACAAAUUCA